AUUGUAGCAAAGAUGAUUGUCUAACGUAUGACUAAGCCAAACCUCAAUGGUUGCACAAACUACUUCUUCAACUGAUUCCCUUUGAUGUGCAUUCAAAUAUGUCCAAAGCUUCAUGUCUAACCAAGAUUUUACAAGGAUUGGGAGUGGGCAUAUGAACUAAGAUGAAGAUCUGGGUCAAAAUAUAUGGCUGCCACAGCUGACUCUAAGUUAGAUAUAAUUUAAUUUGAUGAAAGUUUGAAGGCAAAGCUUAUUCUCAAGUAAAUAUUUUGAACUUAUUACUGCAUACAACUUUGCUAUCUUUCUUGCUUUCUUCCUUGUCGUCUCUGAAAUGUUUUCUAAUAUUGCCACUUCUUCUUAUUUCUCUGAGCAGAUUGAUCUUUGGCUUGUAUUUGUUAAGACCACAUCAAACUUCUUGGCAUCUUUCAUCUUCCAUUUGCCUUUGUAA
This is a messenger RNA of Moneuplotes crassus, 445 nucleotides long. The record is from the annotation of a GenBank genome assembly. NCBI's taxonomy places the organism in Eukaryota, Ciliophora, Spirotrichea, Euplotida, Euplotidae.